Messenger RNA from Penicillium chermesinum, 1317 nucleotides. Its product is annotated as putative C2H2 finger domain protein. Gene Ontology annotation, biological process: regulation of transcription by RNA polymerase II. NCBI's taxonomy places the organism in Eukaryota, Fungi, Ascomycota, Eurotiomycetes, Eurotiales, Aspergillaceae. Gene Ontology annotation, cellular component: chromosome. Gene Ontology annotation, molecular function: chromatin insulator sequence binding. The coding region runs from base 1 to 1317 and encodes 438 amino acids. The record is from RefSeq and is a predicted model, not a curated record. The transcript has 4 exons.
AUGACGGACCGCGUUGUACCUGCCAGAGCUCACAAACCUCUAGAAGCUACUUCACCGGCGCCCUUAACUCUCCGAUGCCCUCAUGACCCUUGCGACGCGAAAUUUCGUAACCACGAAGAUAUCCAGAAGCAUAUGUACGAGGAUCUCGCGCAUCCGUUCUGCAGUCGAUGCAAAAUACAGUUUGAGAACAAGGCGACCUAUUUCGAACAUAGGCUCAAGAGUCCAAACCACUUCCUCUGCCCGGUCUGCACCACUGACUUCCAGAGUCACACUGGCCGAAACUAUCAUAUGCAAAAGACUCAUGCCCCAGAGCAACAACUAGAAUGUCAAGGCUGCAAGGCAGUCUUCCCAUCGGCAUCUAGUAUGAUGCAGCAUGUUGAGGCUGGGAAUUGCAAAGGCAUCAGUCUCACCCGCCUGGUAAUGGAGCAAAAUCGCCGACAGAACGUUCAUACUCUCCUCGAGACAGACCCUCGGAACUUUAAGGGCAACUCCAGUGCUCCCGUCCAGCUCGCCAUCGAAGAUAACAAAGUCACCCCAGGUACCUCGACGCAGGUCGUUGGAGAGACGAGCGCUUUGAAAGAUAUCACGUCUAGCAACCCCGCUAGCUCUGAGAACAAUACGCGAUCGUCUCAAGAGAAUGCUCCCAAGGAAUCUACGCCCAAGACCAACAAUGCCAAAGUUGCCACUACCCCCAAAACCGGGACUCCAAGCCAGGAUUCCCCCCAAAGCAGUGCAUCGAACCUCAUGGACGUAAUCGAUCUGCCCACAUUAACCAAAUGGCCCGUCUUAAGCCUGACAAACGACACCAGCAAGCCCGUCGAAAAUACGCCGGACGCACCAGAGGAAGAGAAACCGCCCUCUCCUCCCUACCACAACAGCCUCACGCAGCAAUAUACCUGCGUCUGCGGCUUUACUACACAUGCCCGCGAGCACUUCGUCAACCAUAUCGCCGAAGAGCGCCGCUGGGCUAUCCCUUCUUUCACCAGUACCUCUGCGCUCCUCGCGCACAUGGAGAAAGCGCGGGGCCGGUGCUCCAUCAGUUCGCGCGGGGUCUUCGGCCGCGCCGUCGACGAUGCCACGGGUGGUCUUCUCGGUGUCGUGUCGAGCGAGGCGGGGGACCCUGUUCUCCUCGGGAGGCAGUUGGAGGGAAUGCAGAUUUCGCCUGCUCCGCUGGAAAUGAGAGCCCAGGUGCAGGCUAUGGAUGCGGGUGUUGCGGAGGAAGGCGAGGCUGGGUUGCAGCGGUUGAAAAGUCUUUUCAAGGAGAGUUUUGAGGCGGAGGGGGACAGAAUGAAAGCGAGGGAUAUGGGCAAUUGGUAG